Molecule: messenger RNA, 456 nt
Organism: Macadamia integrifolia
Lineage: Eukaryota; Viridiplantae; Streptophyta; Magnoliopsida; Proteales; Proteaceae
Product: copper transporter 6-like
Exons: 1
Coding region: 1-456 (151 amino acids)
Biological process (GO): intracellular copper ion homeostasis; copper ion transmembrane transport
Cellular component (GO): plasma membrane
Molecular function (GO): copper ion transmembrane transporter activity
Source: RefSeq, a predicted model, not a curated record
AUGGAUCAACCUGGUAAAGGCACCACAACUCCUCAACCCAACUCUACCAUCCACAUGACAACCUUCUUCUGGGGUAAACAAGUGGAGAUCCUCUUCCCUGGUUUCCCUGACCAGAACCUUGGCUUGUAUGUAUUAUCUCUCUUCUUUGUGGCUAUGCUUGCAGCCGCCGUUGAGGUCUUGAAGGCUACAACAGAGGGUGGAAAGCAGCAGCAGAGGAGGGGAAAUGAUCCGAGAAAAACUUGGUUGAUCCAAAGUGGUGUACACAUGCUUCGAGUGGGUCUUAUUUAUAUGGUUAUGCUAUCUGUUGUGUCUUACAACGCUGGUAUAUUUCUUGCUGCCGUCGCCGGUCACACUCUUGGAUUCUUAGUUUCAACACGCCCUGUAGCUUCUCCGGUCAAUCCCUUGCUUAAAGAGAUGAGUCUCUCCACCACCAACUCUUCUUCUUUGGAAGCCUGA